Messenger RNA from Sycon ciliatum, 4400 nucleotides. Its product is annotated as fibropellin-1-like. The record is from RefSeq and is a predicted model, not a curated record. Gene Ontology annotation, molecular function: calcium ion binding; Notch binding. Gene Ontology annotation, biological process: Notch signaling pathway. NCBI's taxonomy places the organism in Eukaryota, Metazoa, Porifera, Calcarea, Leucosolenida, Sycettidae. The coding region runs from base 556 to 3966 and encodes 1136 amino acids. The transcript is spliced from 22 exons.
CGCACCUAGACCUAGUACUAGUAGGUGUGGUUGAUUUCUUCGCGUCUCCGAAUGCAGCUCCACAUAAUCAACUACCACAUAAUCUUCCCUGCAAAUCAGUCGAAGCUGGUCAGAUACUGCGCACCUAUGCCAACUAACUAAUUACAUUACUGUACUUCUACUGUGGAAAUAAAUUGUCGACUACAGCUAAGCCUAAGGAUGAGUAAGGUCAGUACUUGUGGGUUGGUCAUGACUGUGUGUGCUUGGACCGGUGCUCGGGAACCUGGCUUUAGACUUUACUAAAGUUUAGGGGAUCAGCCGAGAAAAACACCCUGGCAGCGGAUGUUUCGUAUCAAACCGAGCACACGUAGAUCUACCUGGCUGGAAGACACGAAGAUCUCCGUCGUCGCCCGGACUGGUCGUGACUUCACCACCGAUGUGUCCUAUAAUUAUCAGUCACGGGACAGGUCGGGAGCGUGUGCUUGAGCAGACAACCACUACGUGCGGGAGAGCGUUUUCCGAGACACAAUUCUACGGAAGUGGGCUGAAGAUUGUGGUGACGUCUUACAAUAUCCGAUGGCGGCGAUGUGCAGCAUCAAACAGACCGCACCAUUCUCAUCGCGCUUUCCAACAUCCAAGCGCCACUUCGCCGUCGGGCUGCCUGCCGCACAAGUAGGUUUUUGGGUCAGCCCUCCAGGGCCACAUCGAAGCAACUUAAAAGGGAGGAAAGCUCUUAGCUCAUCAGUAGAGCAGUUUGACCAUUUCCUAGCAACUUCCAGUUCUCAAUCAACCCGAUCAUUGCUAAGUGGAGCACUCUGGGCACGGAAGGUUGGCAGGAUGGAGGCGAAUGCUGCUCGCGUUGUCUUUGUUUGCUUGCUACUUGCCCUGCUGACGCCAGAAGGGAACAGUCAGGACGUUACGACAGGCCCACCCGUCCAGCGUGAUCCCAACCUGCUUGGCGAGGCACUUGGUCCUGGGGAGUGUAGCGAUUUCGAGUUCGAAGCCGGCGAAAAAGUUGCCGUAAGGUCACCGGGAUCGCUUCAGGUCCUACUUACCUGUAAAAAACACUACCGUUUUGCCGGCGCAAACACGCUUACAUGCAAUUUCAGCGCACCCGGCGGACCAGCGUGGGACAACCCCAUUCCAACUUGCGAACAAACCGAGUGUUUAGACCCUCCCACCAUGGAGAGUGGUUAUAGAAAAUGGACCGGAAAUAAUCCUGGAGAUAAUGCAACGUACUACUGCUUAUUUGACGACUAUGAGUUGAACGGAGAAGAAGUUCUGCAAUGUCGGCCAGGAUUCCACUGGUCUCCCGACCCUCCGUACUGCCGACAAAUUGAUGACUGCUUCCCAAAUCCAUGCGAGAAUGGUGGAGAGUGCACGGAUGGUGUCAGAGACUUCACGUGCAAGUGUAGGCUUGGUUUUGUGGGGAAACGCUGUCAAACAAAUCCCGACGACUGUAUUUCCAACCCAUGCAAGAACGGUGCAACAUGCAGAGAUCGAGUUAACGGCUACACCUGUGAUUGUCCAGCUGGGUAUGUUGGUCCACAGUGUGGAACAGAUCCCGAUGACUGUCAGUCCAAUCCAUGCAAGAACGGUGCAACAUGCAUUGAUCGAGUCAAUGCCUUUGUCUGUGAAUGUCAAGCUGGAUACAUUGGUGAACUGUGUGGAACAAAUCCUGAUGACUGUAAGUCGAGUCCAUGCAAGAACGGUGCAACAUGCAGAGAUCAAGUUAACGGCUUUGUCUGUGACUGUCCAGCUGGGUAUAUUGACCCACAGUGUGGAACAGAUCCCGACGACUGUAUCUCCAACCCAUGCAAGAACGGUGCAACAUGCAGAGAUCGAGUUAACGGCUACACCUGUGAAUGUCCAGCUGGGUAUGUUGGCCCACAGUGUGGAACAGAUGCUGAUGACUGUCAGUCCAAUCCAUGCAAGAACGGUGCAACUUGCACAGAUCGAGUCAAUGGCUUUGUCUGUGAAUGUCAAGCUGGAUACAUUGGUGAACUGUGUGGAACAAAUCCUGAUGACUGUAAGUCGAGUCCAUGCAAGAACGGUGCAACAUGCAGAGAUCAAGUUAAUGGAUUUGUCUGUGACUGUCCAGCUGGGUAUAUUGACCCACAGUGUGGAACAGAUCCUGACGACUGUAUUUCCAACCCAUGCAAGAACGGGGCAACGUGCAGAGAUCAAGUUAAUAGAUUUGUCUGUGAAUGUCCAGCUGGGUAUAUUGGCCCACAGUGUGGAACAGAUCCUGACGACUGUAAGUCCAAUCCAUGCAAGAACGGUGCAACUUGCACAGAUCGAGUCAAUGGCUUUGUCUGUGAAUGUCAAGCUGGAUACAUCGGUGAACUGUGUGGAACAAAUCCUGACGACUGUAAGUCGAGUCCAUGCAAGAACGGUGCAACAUGCAGAGAUCAAGUUAAUGGAUUUGUCUGUGACUGUCCAGCUGGGUAUAUUGACCCACAGUGUGGAACAGAUCCUGACGACUGUCAGUCAAAUCCAUGCAAGAACGGUGCAACAUGCAUUGAUCGAGUCAAUGCCUUUGUCUGUGAAUGUCAAGCUGGGUACAUUGGUGAACUGUGCGGAACAGAUUCUGACGACUGUAAGUCGAGUCCAUGCAAGAACGGUGCAACAUGCAGAGAUCAAGUUAACGGCUUUGUCUGUGACUGUCCAGCUGGGUAUAUUGACCCACAGUGUGGAACAGAUCCUGACGAUUGUCUCUCAAGCCCAUGCCGCAACGGUGCGACGUGCACAGAUCGAGUCAAUGGUGUCAGUUGUAACUGCACGACUGGAUUCACUGGUCCACUAUGUGAAACAGUUCAAUGCGGCACACCUCCUUCCAUUGGGAAUGGCUAUCGGCGCUACACAACCACGCUGUACCAAGACAAGGUGAGAUAUACAUGUGAUCAUGGUUACAGCAUGCAGGGAAUGCGGGAGCUGGUGUGCCAGAUGAACGGGCAAUGGUCACCCAAGCCACCAACAUGCGAAGUGAAGUGUGGUGCACCACUACCGGCGGACUUUCUCCGCCAAUACCAGACGUUGACAACCAGAGCUGGGUCACCUAACUGUGGGCAAACAGCUGCCGACAUCAUCAUUGUGUGCGAUGAGUCGGCAAGCAUGCAGGCAGCACGCAAGGAGAGACUCCACACGCUCGUGGAAAGGCUGGACGAGUCGUUGAAGGAGCACGGCUUUGGUCUCUACCCUGGCAUUCCCAACCAGUACAGUCUGGUCGGCUUUGGCAACUUCUACCGGCGGACAAACCGGCCAGUUCCAGCACCGCAUGUUCUCGUCAACACCGCCAAUCAACGAGUGUACGACAUUAGCGGCUUUGGCCAUGCGUGCAGCAAUCUUCAAAAUGAUGGCUCACACGAAGACGGUUAUUACGCAAUCCAGUUCGCUUUGAACAACAUCACUGACCCGCAGUCCAAGAGACAGCUGCUGCGACUGAGGGAGGCACACAUUGCACCGAUCAUCCUCUUCAUCUCCGACGAGGACCGAGACGUUCACCAACGCGGCGGUGCGCGGAUCUCACGCAGCUCCGUCAAGAGAAUGAUCCGCAAGAGCGGAGCCCAGCUGGAGGCCAUCGUCGACAACACCUUCUGGCACCAGGGUCAGGGCGGUUUCGGUGUCGACGCGACCGGCAAGCUCUACACGGCAGACAACUCCGGCGGAUACACCACGUCCACUCCAGAAUACAUCAAGAGAUACCUGCAGUUCCACUAUCGCAAAACUCGCCGCGACUACACUUCGGUAGCGCUGGAACUCGGUGGCGCGGCGUGGGAUUUGAAGGCCCUCAUGCGCGUGGACCAGCUGGAUCAAUCGUACGUGGAGGCCUUCGUCAACCGCACCGUCGCCAUGGUGGAGCAGAAAGUUCACAAGUGCUGCUCGUGCCAGUGUGUCACAGCGGACACUGAUCGUGUUCUGCGAUGUGACAUGGCUGCCGGUGAUGGCGAGUGCAAGAAGAGAGCAGUCAACGUGUUCCGUGGCUGAAAACAAGACGUAGUACAUUUCCCCAUGCUUCUUUUUAACCAUUACCCUACUACUACUAUGUGGUAAAUGGUUAAUGCUAUUCUUCUAGCCCCAUCUAGCAUGCCCUACUCCUAUUUGCUGCAUGAGGAGGUAAGUAGAUACCCAAGCCCACAACUGACUCUUGACUCCCUAUGCUUUUGCCCGCUUGCAGUACAUGUGCAGAUUUGCACAUUUUUGAACACCUUGUCCCUUCCCUGAAACUGUCCUUUCUCGCCAGCUUUGAACUAAUUUUUAAUAGUAGAACACACCUUUUAUUCCACUCAUCCGUCUUUUUGUCUGCGAAGGCAGCUUUCUUUGGCAGCUGAUAAAUAUUUCAUUCUAGUUUUCUUCUUUUUUGCUGUGUUUGCAGCUAUUUGCAGCUUACUAAUAUAAACAAAGAACUUGCAUCAAAACCA